UGCUGACGUCUAGAGGCUACGGAAUAACCAUGGCACAUUUGCGGCGGUUUUACUUGAACGGGCGUCAGGUUUUACAAUAUUUAAAGCCUCAGAGCAUCGACAACAUUGCAAGAAUCAGUUUUGUGUGUACAGACCUUCAGGACAAACCAGUCAUUCUGGAAAAUAAUGACAAAUGUAUUACCUACUGCAGACAUUUCUUCUCACUUCCAAAAUUCGGCCCACUGCCAUCGAAGAAUUCAAAGAAACAGUCCUAUUCUGAGAAGAGGAUUAUUGGGUAUUCGAUGGAUCAGAUGUACAAUGUGGUGGCUGAAGUAGACCACUACAAGGAGUUUGUUCCGUGGUGUGUCGGCUCCGUUGUCACCGAGUCACGUCCGGGACGCAGCAAGGCCAGGCUACAGAUCGGAUUCCCUCCUCUCGUCGAGAGCUACACAUCCGUUCUCACACUCUCCAGGCCCAACUUGGUUCGGUCUGAAUGCACUGAUGGCCAUUUGUUCAAUCAGCUCCUCACUAUAUGGAAGUUUAGUCCAGGUCUGCCCAACAAUCCUCAGACAUGUACACUGGAGUUCUCUGUGGUGUUUGAAUUCCGCUCCGUUCUUCAUUCUCAACUCUCUCAUCUAUUUUUUGAUGAGGUGGUAAAAGCAAUGGUGAAUGCAUUCUUGAAACGUGCCAAAAAACUGUAUGGACCACAAACAAUCAAAUCUCAGAGGGCUACAAAAACAUCUUCUUGACAUAGAUUUUCUAUAGAAAAUAAUGUAAUAUAUAAAUAUUUUUUUAUGCUUUUCCAUUAAUAGUGUCAUCAUAUUACAAAGUUUUAGUAAAUUACAUAGACUCCCAUAGUGCUAUCCAUAUAAUGACAUGGACAGGUGUGGAAGAAGAAAUAAAUAUUUGAGAAUGAAAUGGGUUCGCUAAAUUUCAAAAAUAUAAUAAAACUUCAGACCUUGAUAUGAAAUGAUUUUUGAGAGGAAUGAUUAAUUUCUCCCCUAACUUAGUCUUAGCCUAUGGGGAGCCAUUUAAGAUGUUUCCAUAUUAAGCAUCAAUUUAUAUUUAAUCCUUUUGCAGCCCUUUUUAAUAAGAAAAAUUCACAUGCUAAGGGGAGCUAAAAUUCUUCUUGAACUAAUCUCAGUGGAGCAUUGGGGAGCCUCCCCAUAAACAACGAGGACUGGACUUGAGUGAUUUAAGUAUGAUUUAGUCUAUGAAAUGUUUAAGUUUGACAUAUCAGGUAUAAGGUCAGAGAUGGUUAGUAGUAGAGCUUAUUACUGCAUUUGUGGCUACAUCUCUAUGUUUAAUGUUCAUUGUAUUCCACUUUCCUUUAUUGCCCUGUAUCAGGUAUUAUAUUCUUACUAGUAGUGUGUGUGUGUGUGUGUGUGUGUGUGUGUGUGUGUGUGUGUGUGUGUGUGUGUGAAAUAGACAGCUUUCGUGUUAUUGUCAGAUUUAAUCAAACUUCACGAUUCAUGAGUGUAGACAAAGAAAAAAGCAAGAGAAACUAAGUAAUCCUUUAAGAAAUAAUGGUUUGUUGUUAUCCUAUGCAUAAUGUUAGUACUGGAUCAAUCAGUAUGUUUUGGGGUUUUUUAAUUGGUAUUUUGUGGUAAUAAGAAAUUAUUGCUGAUACGGAUUAUGCAGUAGAAUAAUGAGAUCACGCAGAUGAAUUUUGACAGUUUAAAAUUCAGGUUCAGGGACAUAGCAGGGUGUAUGGGAAAAUAAUCCCCCUUUUGACAAUUUCUUUUUGUUUUUUGCUUUGAAAAAAAUAAGUGUUAUACAUGAAAUACCAGGGCUAGCUCUGGCACUCGGCAAAUUUGCCAAUUGCAAAUUUCAAAAACAGUUGGCAAAUUUUAUUUUAAUUUGCCGAAAUAAUUUCAAGUAAUAAAUAAUAUUUUGUCAUAAAAUAAUUGAGUACCUGCAAUUUUUAAAGUUUAAUAGGUAAUUUGGCAAAAUGUUCUGCUGACACAGAGCUAGCCCUGAAAUGUACUACUUCAAUAUAAAAAAAAGAAGAAAAUUUUGCUGACAACUACUAUACUGAUUUCCAUAAGAAACUUUACAUACCUGUACAUAGAAUUUGAAUAAUUUGAUAAAUAUUGUUUUUAAUCGAAAGGAACGAAUUUAGAAACCACCUUACAAACACUUUGCAUGUAUCACGAUGUUGCAUUGUGACGUUUAGAUGUUGAACUCCAUGAUACUUUCAUAUCCCACUGUACCCGUUUGUUGGUUUUCUAUAAUACAGUUUCAAGCCUUGUAAAGUGUCUUUUGGACGUCAGUAUGGUAUGAUGUUAACAGUAAUAUUGUAACGUUUUAGACAUGAACAUAGCACAGUUUACAUGACAAAUUUGUGUCAUCUUUUUCUUGAAUUAAUUUUUUAUGUUUAUUUCAUUCAGGUAUGUUUUAUAAUCAUACUCAGUAUAUGAAUUUAGGUAUAAUAUAAUAUUCUAAAUAUAUAUCACAUGAUGCUUCUGAUUUUAAUUUUCUGUGUGCAUUGUGUAGAAAUCAUAUUUGAAUGAGAGUUUUUAUCAAUUGUAGACCGUGUUCAUGUACUGUCCAUGUAGAAAGUGGUUUUGGGGCAAAUUUUAAAGAUUUGUAUGUAUCCUGUUAUCAUGGACUUUCCUAGUUCAUGGUCUGAUCUAGAAGUGGUUUUUUAUAUUUUGUUUUCUGAUAAUGCCAUUUUUAAAAUUAGUAACAAAACGGAGAAAGAAACACUUUUAGAUCCCCUUGGGCUGAAUUUGUGAUAAAAACACAAUUCACACCAGAGAUAUUUUUAAAAUUAGUAACAAAAAAACAAGUUUGUUUUGUUUAACGACACCACUAGAGCUAUUGGAUGUCAAUUUUUUUUUUAAUUUUGGCGCUUAGUCUUACAAAGGAAACCCGCUAC
Molecule: messenger RNA, 2860 nt
Organism: Gigantopelta aegis
Lineage: Eukaryota; Metazoa; Mollusca; Gastropoda; Neomphalida; Peltospiridae
Product: coenzyme Q-binding protein COQ10 homolog A, mitochondrial-like
Exons: 5
Coding region: 30-728 (232 amino acids)
Biological process (GO): cellular respiration; ubiquinone biosynthetic process
Cellular component (GO): mitochondrion
Molecular function (GO): ubiquinone binding
Source: RefSeq, a predicted model, not a curated record